Trichobilharzia szidati is the source of this 395-nucleotide messenger RNA. Lineage: Eukaryota; Metazoa; Platyhelminthes; Trematoda; Strigeidida; Schistosomatidae. The record is from the annotation of a GenBank genome assembly.
CUAUUAGGUGUACCAUAUGAAAUGCAAGAAAAACUAAAUGGAUUAUUUAUAAAAUAUGUUCCCGCCUUAAUUGAUUUUGUAUUCGAUGGAAUUAUACCAACGUCAUUAACUCGACUAUUGGGUGCAAAUCGAGCAUUUACUGGUGCUGAUGGUGGUAGCGUCGGUGGAGCUGGCACAAAUGGUGAAAAAAGUCAUGAACCAACAAAACUUGAAGAAAGUAAACAAAACUUCAAUCCAAAAUCAAAACAAAAACUUGUUUUACCAUUGGUUAAAAUGAAUUUAAUUGUACAGCUGUGUACUAUCCUAAGAAGUCAAUUAGACGUGGGUUGUAUACCUGGUAAAGAAUUAGAUAUUUUAGAGAAACAAGAGGCAAAAACUUCACUAGUAUUAAGCGA